Messenger RNA from Acipenser ruthenus (sterlet), 9935 nucleotides. RefSeq names its product kinesin-like protein KIF1B. The coding region runs from base 374 to 6049 and encodes 1891 amino acids. Gene Ontology annotation, molecular function: ATP binding; ATP hydrolysis activity; plus-end-directed microtubule motor activity. Gene Ontology annotation, biological process: cytoskeleton-dependent intracellular transport; microtubule-based movement; vesicle-mediated transport. The record is from RefSeq and is a predicted model, not a curated record. Gene Ontology annotation, cellular component: dendrite; kinesin complex; axon. The transcript is spliced from 51 exons. Lineage: Eukaryota; Metazoa; Chordata; Actinopteri; Acipenseriformes; Acipenseridae.
CUCCAGUUCUUUUUCAGCGCCGCAGAGAAGCAGCAGAAUAGAUUUUUCUUUGAUGGGGCGGGGGGGGUUUCUUCCUUCUUCUCGCCGCUUAACCUUUUCUGCUUUAGUAUUAGAUUGCCGUAGGAAAGUUAGAGCUGCAGUCGCGCACCGACUGCAGUCGAAGCCGUUUUGGAGGAUAUGAAGUCGGUUUAUAAUGGAUAUUUGUGACAAUAGAAGAAGCGUUGACUUCGUGACCAGCAGUUUACACUGAGCCGUGACGUUGUGCCAGCAGGAUUCUCUUCUCCAGUCUUUUCUGUUUCAUUAUCCUGCAGGAGGAUCGCUCUAGGAAACUCAACAGUGGAAUUGUAAAGUGAACGAGUACAGACACAGCAAGAUGUCGGGGGCUUCGGUGAAAGUAGCAGUGAGGGUGCGACCCUUCAACUCCAGAGAGAUGGCCAAUGACUCCAAAUGUAUUAUCCAGAUGCAAGGCAACACGACCACUAUCUCCAACCCCAAAAACCCAAAGGAACCAUUAAAGACCUUCAGCUUCGACUAUUCAUACUGGUCACAUACCACGGUAGAAGAUCCUAGCUUUGCCUCUCAGUGUAAGGUAUUCAAUGACAUCGGCAAAGAGAUGCUGCAGCAUGCCUUCGAAGGCUACAACGUGUGCAUUUUCGCAUACGGACAGACCGGGGCAGGGAAGUCCUAUACCAUGAUGGGGAAACAGGAAGAGGGACAAGAGGGAAUCAUCCCGCUGCUCUGCGAAGAUCUCUUUGAGAAAAUCAAUGACAACAGGAAAGAUGAAAUCUCCUAUUCUGUGGAGGUCAGCUACAUGGAAAUCUAUUGUGAAAGAGUUCGGGAUUUACUGAACCCCAAGAACAAGGGGAACCUGCGAGUCCGGGAGCACCCCCUGCUGGGCCCGUACGUGGAAGAUCUCUCCAAACUGGCCGUCACCUCGUACACCGACAUCGCAGACCUGAUGGACGCCGGGAAUAAAGCCAGGACUGUAGCUGCCACCAACAUGAAUGAAACCAGCAGCAGAUCCCACGCAGUGUUCACCAUAGUCUUCACACAGAGGAAGCACGACGCAGAAACCAAUCUUUCAACAGAAAAGGUCAGCAAAAUCAGCCUGGUGGAUCUGGCGGGCAGUGAAAGAGCUGACUCCACUGGGGCCAAGGGGACCAGGUUAAAGGAAGGUGCAAAUAUCAACAAAUCCCUCACAACAUUAGGAAAAGUGAUCUCUGCUCUUGCUGAAGUUGAUAACUGUACCAGCAAGAGUAAGAAGAAAAAGAAGUCUGACUUCAUACCAUACAGAGACUCUGUGCUGACGUGGCUGCUUAGAGAAAAUUUAGGUGGAAACUCUAGAACUGCGAUGGUUGCUGCUCUCAGUCCAGCAGACAUUAACUAUGAUGAAACACUCGGCACUUUAAGGUAUGCAGAUCGGGCCAAACAGAUCAAGUGUAACGCUGUGAUCAAUGAAGAUCCCAACGCCAAGCUGGUCCGCGAACUCAAGGAGGAAGUGGGCAGGCUGAAGGACUUGCUGCGAGCUCAGGGCCUGGGAGAUAUCCUGGACAUUGAUCCAAUGGGAGAUGAUUACCCAGGAGAUGGAGGCACAUACCUGAAAGACGUACACAACAAUAACCAUAGCUACUUACUAGCCUCUGAGAAUCAACGCCCUGGCAAUUUCUCCACAGCACCCACAGGUUCCCUGACAGCCUCCCCAUCCUCCUGCUCUCUCAGCAGCCAGGCUGGUCUGCAGUCUGUCCCCAGCAUACAGGAGCGUAUCAUGUCAACGCCGGGAGGAGAAGAGGCCAUCGAACGGCUAAAGGAAUCAGAAAAGUUUAUUGCAGAGCUCAAUGAGACCUGGGAAGAGAAACUGAGGAAGACGGAAGCAAUCCGAAUGGAAAGAGAGGCUCUGCUGGCUGAAAUGGGAGUGGCCAUUCGAGAGGACGGAGGAACACUGGGCGUUUUCUCUCCCAAAAAGACUCCGCAUCUUGUUAACCUCAAUGAAGACCCUCUCAUGUCAGAAUGUCUUCUGUAUUACAUCAAGGACGGCAUUACAAGGGUUGGCCAGGCAGAUCCAGAAAGACGUCAAGAUAUUGUUCUGAGUGGAGCCCAUAUCAAAGAGGAGCACUGUAUCUUCAGGAGUGAGAGGAAUGGCAACGGGGAUGUUAUCGUCCUGCUGGAACCGUGUGAAGGGUCAGAGACGUACGUCAAUGGGAAACGAGUCGGUGCGUCCGUGCAGCUGCGCUCAGGCAACCGUAUCAUCAUGGGAAAGAACCAUGUGUUCCGGUUCAACCACCCCGAGCAGGCCCGCGCAGAGAGGGAGAAGACUCCGUCCGCAGAGACCCCCUCCGAACCAGUGGACUGGACCUUCGCUCAGAGGGAGCUGCUGGAGAAGCAGGGCAUCGAUAUGAAGCAGGAGAUGGAGAAAAGGCUCACAGAGAUGGAAAUCUUGUACAAAAAAGAGAAGGAGGAAGCAGAUCAACUUCUGGAACAGCAGAGACUGGUGUACGAGAGCAAGCUGCAGGAGCUGCAGAAGCAGGUGGAGACUCGCUCGAUAGCUGCUGAGACCACUGAGGAGGAAGAGGAAGAGGAGGAAGUACCCUGGACCCAGCAUGAGUUUGAGACGGCGCAGUGGGCAUUCCGAAAGUGGAAGUAUCACCAGUUCACAUCGCUCCGAGACCAGCUGUGGGGCAACGCUGUGUACCUCAAAGAGGCCAAUGCCAUCAGCGUGGAACUGAAGAAGAGGGUGCAGUUCCAGUUCGUGCUGCUCACAGACACGCUGUACUCCCCACUGCCCCCCGAGCUGCUCCCCACAGAGGCAGAGAAGGACCGGAACCCUCGCCCCUUCCCCAGGACCGUGGUGGCCGUGGAGGUGCAGGACCUCAAGAACGGAGCCACCCAUUACUGGUCCCUGGAGAAACUCAAGCAAAGGCUGGAUCAGAUGCGUGAGAUGUAUGACAGAGCUGGUGAAAUGGCGUCCUCCAUUCAUGAAGACAAUGACAAUGUGCUGACCGGGAACGACCCCUUCUACGACCGCUUCCACUGGUUCAAGCUUGUGGGAAGCUCCCCUAUUUUCCACGGCUGUGUGAACGAGCGACUCGCAGACCGCACCCCGUCUCCCACCUUCUCCACGGCCGACUCGGACAUCACCGAGUUGGCCGACGAGCAGCAGGACGAAAUGGACGACUUUGACGACGAGGCCUUUGUGGACGACACGGGCUCGGACGCGGGGACUGAAGAGGGAUCAGACAUCUUCAGUGAUGGCCAGGACCCGUUUUACGACCGGUCUCCCUGGUUCAUUUUAGUGGGAAGAGCCUUUGUGUAUCUCAGUAACCUCCUGUACCCAGUGCCCCUCGUCCACAGAGUGGCUAUUGUGAGUGAGAAAGGGGAGGUUCGAGGAUUCCUGCGUGUCGGGGUCCAAGCCAUUGCAGCUGACGAAGAGGCUCCAGACUAUGGUUCAGGAAUACGACAGUCGGGAACUGCAAAAAUUUCUUUUGAUGAUGAAUACUUCCAAACUAGUGACUUCUCCUCUGUGGCACUGACCCAGUCAGGGCUAUCCCUUGAGGAGCUGAGAUAUGUGGAAGGGCAGGGUCAGAGUUCAGAGGUCGUAACCCCUUCAGAAGAGCACAACAGGAUAAAUGAACUGGAUCUGAAGGGUAACAUGAGGGACACCAAGCUGUCCAUUGAAGGUCUGACGGAGGAGCUGGCGAACCAGCUGGUGGUCGGAAGCAUCUUCACCUUCCGAGUGACCGUCCUGCAGGCCAUCGGGAUUCUCCCGGAGUACGCAGACAUCUUCUGCCAGUUCAACUUCCUGCACCGUCACGAUGAAGCGUUUUCCACUGAACCUUUAAAAAACACUGGGCGAGGGGCUCCUCUGGGGUUCUUCCAUGUGCAGAACGUUGCUGUUGAGGUGACGGAGUCUUUCAUUGAGUAUAUAAAGACCAAGCCCAUUGUGUUUGAGGUGUUUGGACACUACCAGCAGCAUCCUCUACAUCUGCAGGGGCUGGACAGCCUUCUACAACCCUCUCGCAAAUCUUUCCCUCCACCCAUGCCGCUGUCUAAACCAGACCAUGCCAGAAAGAUUGAGUUGAUUAAAUACCUUGUGUCCGGUUAUGUAAGCGGGCAGGUGCUGGACACUGUAUCAGAAAACGCCAAUGCUCUAGCCUCUACCGCGGUCGCUAGUUUCGAAGACAGGGCUGAUCAGCUCUCAAAGUUUCCAUUCCUGCCUGUUAUGCAUUGUCUGGUUCUCACAGUACCCAAACACGAUGUUCCAGCUACUAAACUAAACGCCAUAAGCAAGCCCAAUCUGGGACAAUGUGUCAGCAAGUAUGACCUACUGGUCUGGUUUGAGAUCAGUGAACUGGAACCCACUGGGGAGUAUAUCCCUGCAGUCGUGGAUCACACGGGAGGCCUCCCCUGUCACGGCACUUACCUGCUUCAUCAGGGUAUUCAGCGCAGAAUCACAGUCACCAUCAUCCACGAGAAAGGCAGUGAGCUGCACUGGAAGGAUGUGCGAGAGCUGGUUGUAGGUCGCAUCAGAAAUAAACCGACGGUUGAUGACACUGCUGCAGAUGCUGUUUUGUCUCUGAAUAUAAUCUCAGCAAAGAACAUCAAGUCUUCACACAAUUCCAACAGGAUUUGUCUUGAUAAGGAAAUACCUAGGACCUUCUACCGAUUUGAGGCAGUGUGGGACAGCUCUCUACACAACUCUCUUCUCCUGAACCGCGUGACUCCGUACGGGGAGAAGAUUUACAUGACCCUGUCUGCGUACCUCGAGCUUGACCACUGCAUCCAGCCGGCUGUGAUCACGAAGGACGUCUGUAUGGUGUUCUACUCUCGGGAUGCUAAAAUCUCCCCCCCUGGCUCUCUGAAGAGCCUGUUUGGCAGAGGCUACUCCAAGUCACCUGACUGUAACAGAGUGACUGGGAUCCAUGAGCUGAGCUUGUGUAAAAUGGCAGACACAGGUAGCCCAGGUAUGCAGAGGAGGAGGAGAAAGGUCCUGGAUACAUCGGUGGCGUACGUCAGGGGCGAGGAGAACCUGGCUGGGUGGAGACCUCGCGGAGACAGCCUCAUUCUGGAGCACCAAUGGGAGCUUGAGAAACUAGACCUGCUGCAUGAGGUUGAAAAGACCCGGCACCUGCUGCUGCUGCGUGAGAAGCUGGGCGAGACGACGGCCCCCAAGUCCCUGAGCGAGUCCAUCUCCCCCAGCAUGAGCAGCGGCACCCUGAGCACCUCCACCAGCAUCUCCUCCCAGAUCUCCAAUGCCACCUUCGAGAGCGCCAUCACCCCCAGCGAGAGCAGCGGCUACGACUCGACCGACAUCGAGAGCCUGGUUGAGCGUGAGAAAGAGCUCGCCACCAAGUGCCUGCGACUCCUAACCCACACCUUCAACAGAGAAUAUAACCAGGUCUGCAACAGCAUCAGUGACUGCAAACUGUCGGAUAUCUCUCCGAUGGGACGGGAUCCUUCAGUGUCGAGCUUCAGCAGUGCCACCCUCACCCCGUCAUCUACCUGCCCCUCCCUGGCGGACUCCAGAUGUAACUCCAUGGACCAAAAAACUCCAGAAGCCAACUCCAGAGCCACCAGCCCUUCCUGUCCAGACUAUGAGAACUUACCCAUGGUCCCCAUCGUGGAGACCUCCUACCUGGCCCGAGCCGGCAAGAACGAGUUCCUCAACCUGGUCCCUGACAUCGAGGAGAUGAGACCCGGGUCGGUGGUUUCUAAGAAAGGCUACCUGAACUUCAUGGAGCCCAGGUCUAACUCGUGGGUGAAGUACUUUGUGGUGGUGCGGCGUCCCUACGUCUUCAUGUACCACAACGACAAGGACCCCGUGGAGAGGGGCAUCCUGAACCUGUCCACCGCACAGGUCGAGUACAGCGAGGACCAGCAGGCAAUGCUGAAGACGCCCAACACGUUUGCAGUGUGUACCAAGCAUCGUGGGCUUCUACUGCAGGCUAUCAAUGACAAAGAUUUGAAUGACUGGUUGUAUGCCUUUAACCCACUUCUAGCUGGCACAAUAAGGUCCAAACUUGCCCGAAGGUGCUCAGGGCAGCUGAAGAAUUGAGAACGGUCCCUCCACUGAGUGCAGGGAAUACAGUACCUAUUCUUCUGACUUGCCUUUGAAGAUACAAAGUGUUAACACUUAUUUAUCUGUGUGAUUCUUGACGGUUUUCUCUUGUAUGUAGACCUGUGGCUUAACUCUUCUUCAAAGCACCUUUUUAAGUUACCCAAAUCCUCCUCCUCCUCCUCCUCCUCCUCCUCCUCCUCACCUCCCUCCCUCCUUCUCCUCCUUUUUGUCUUUCCUAAAACUUAACUAGUAGCAUGUUGUAAUACAGUCUAGUUGUGUGUGCACGAUUUUUCAGCAGUUUUUUCCAAUUCUGAGUUUUUGUGUCUGUAAGGUUGUCCUAUCAGUGUUAUCUGUCAGUCUGAAACAUUUUUGAGUUGUACCCGCAUGGUACCAAUGGCUGUCCUCGGGUUAAGCAGAGAUUCAUGCACACAGCAAAAGAAAACAGACAAAAUAUAUACCAUUUAACAAAUUAUUAUGUACUUUGCUUAUAUUAAUAGUGCAAUGCCUAAAUUGGAAUAUUACCAUAUUUAACAAAACACUACAGAGAUUGCUUGUUGGCGAUUGUCUGUAGGAUUUCUCUCUGGUUGACAAUUGAUGGAAUGUCAAUAUAGGUACGGUAUUGGCAUUAGAAUUGUGUCUCACUCCUUCACACAGAGGAAUGAGACACCUAGAAAACGCCUCUCUCUUUUGCAGGCAUGUUUAGGCAUCUUUGGUUAGCCUACUUUUUAUUUUUAUUGGGUAACUUUUAAUCAUCUCUGUCGGGAAUCUAUUGCAGACUUAGGAAAAAUAUGAACGAAAAGUAAAAUGGGCGAAACCAAAUUGCAAUCUUGCGUGUCAUAAAACGAAAAAAAAAAACCAGAACGAAAAACAAAGAAGCAUCGGGUGAGAUUAGGUAUUUCAGUUACUCUGGGGGCAGUGUAUUCGUAUUCAGCUAGAAAACAAAAUACCAAAAUGGCUGACAGAAAGCCAAUGCAAAAAGCACUUAUGUUUCUAGAUAAUCUUACUCCAGGCCAGACAGAGAACUGAUGCAGCCUCCACAGACCCACAGAACAUAUGUGCUGUAUUACUUCAUAUAAGCAGAUGUACCUAAAAUCAUUGUGUUAUAACCAGCUGUGUCAUUGGACCAUCCAAUUACUGGACUGUAACUAUUACAACAACAUACAGGUGAAAAACAUUAACGCUGUAUAAAAACGAAAAACAAAAACGAAUGUCUUAUGUAUAUGUCAGUGCUAGAAUAAUGUUUGUACCAGUGACGUGUCUGCAGCGGCGAUUGCAAGACAGAUAAUUUUAUUUGAUUUGACUUUUAAUUUGUAUUUUAUAUCUUUUAAUAUUCCCUGGAUGUUUUAGUGCAGGUUUAUUCUCACAAUGAUUUGGCCAAAGGGAUGUUAAUAUCAGGCACUGUUAUUUACAGCUUCCUACAGCUUGAAAACUACUGGAAGGUCUGUAGAUGGUACUAGAAUAAUGAGGUCAUUUUAGAUCCUUCAAGGGUUCCAAGUACUAUUGGAUUAGAACAUGCACCAGAACCUAAAUGAGCUUCUUCAAUAUCCAGGAUAUAUACCUGAGGUACAGCAUUGGACUGUGCCAAGCAUAUAUAUGUUUUAGAUUAUAUGCAAAUGCCCAGAUGUUUAUGACCUGAAAUAGCAAUGACAAAAUGAUCAAAGCCUUUUGUAGCUAAGAAAAUAUUACAGCAUUGCUAAUCAUGUCACUAGAAGAUAACUUAUUUGAGUUAUGGGGAAAAGUCUUUCCUAGGUUACAAUGUUUAGCACUUUCAUUCCUCAUGAAGUCAUAAUGGGAGUAUGCAGGACUAGGCUGAUCUUAAAGAUGGCUGCAGGAGAGGUGUGAGCAGGCACAGUAUUGUUAGCUGCUGAUUUUAAUGUGCUUUAGAUACUGUACUAGCAAGCACUGACUGCCAGGAUUGGUUAACCUGAAGUAAGAGGUACAUGGUUAAUGAAUGGAGUGGUAAGUCCUGCUGAAUUCGUUGCAUUACAGAAUAUCACCGAAAUGAAGUAACAAACUAAAAUACUCUUGAUUUUUAUUGUUUUAAAAACAUUAAUUAAAAACUUUGCUCUGCAUAAAUCUGAAACUGGGUGUCAGAAAUAAACUGGAUGAAACAUAGGCCUAUAAAAUACUUUUAUAUCUAUUCAACAUUUAGAUGGAUUCCUUACAAUUGUUCUUUUACAAUAAUUUUACAAUAAUUUUACAGUACAGUAUUGCUGUAUUGGUUUGAAAGGGAUGAUGGAAUUUGCAUUGUUCAAUAUUUUACAAACCAGCCUGACUGAAGUGUGACAAUACAGGGGAUUGUGACUCUGGCCAGCCAACCAGUAGUACAUGCAAUCCAACACACUUAAAGAAAAGAGGCUGGGAAUGAGUGGACCAGGGAAAUACAGACUAAGGACAUGCAUUCUUUACACCACUUAUUGACCUUUUGAUACAGCAUACUUUUCAUUUCUCUUCAAACAGAGCGUGGCUAUUCUUCAUGAGGUGCCCAGAGUCUGGGGUCAGCUAGCCUGCAGAGCACAGGCACCCAUACAUACACAGAAUGUCAACCUGUCCUGGCCCUUUCAGCUUAACAUACACUGAAAUAUUACCAUCGGCUAGUUGACAAUGAAAUGAAUUUACAAGAUCACUUGCAUGAAAUCCAUACUUUAUAACAGCUGUCAGAAUGUCUGGCCCUUAUAACUAGUAGUCAAUAGUUGGUUUAAAAGUGGCUAUGCAAAAUGAAGACCCUGUGCAGUUUGUCAGAGCAAAGGUUUUCAUUAAUUUUGAGUUGCUGGUUAACGCAAAGUGUAGAGACUUUAUUAACUGUAUUUAUUAUUAUUUUAACAUGUGUCGUGUGUAUAUAUAUAUAUAUAUAUUGGGUUGCAGUUCUUUGCACAGUAGAAUUCAAUAGUAGGACAGAAAGGCAUACAGUACAAAGGUUUGCAUAUUUUUAAUAAAAGUCAUUCCGCUAACUCUACCUAAACAUAUACUUGAACAAAAUGAAGCAGUGUGAUGCUAAAGUGAAGGGUCGUUCGAUUGGAAAUCCUGGUAUUACUGGUAAGGGGACUGGCACUGAUGCUGCUGCAUCAGUGCCAGUAGUGCGGAAGUGCGGAAUGUGCUGUCAGUAAGAUGACGCCUGUUUGCAUUUUAUUAGCCCAUCGUGGCUGGUUCUCCCAAAUACCAUUGUGGUCCGAGAUUUUUUUUAUUAUUGUUAUUGGGAACUGGUUUAAUUUGUGUGCUUCCUGUUUGAAAGGACAUGUCAACCUGUUUCAAAGAUUUCAAUUUCUUUACAGGUGAUCUUUAACUUGAACACUAAAUGGUGUUCUUAGCGAUAGCCUAGUUCUAUACCAUAGGAUUAUGAUGUUGAAAGUGGGCCUAUAUUAGGUUUAUAAUAGAAGGUAAUAUCUUGAACAUCUAAUUGUACUUUUGGCUGAGGUCUACAAAGUCCAGCUCCUUACUCAUCUAUUCACCAAUUUCAUCUUAACGCUUAUCAUCCAUUAUUUAAAAAAAAAAAAAAUCCAAUUAAAAUCACAACAAACAAACAAACAAAAAAAGAUUCCCCAAAUCUAAAGCAAGUUGCCCCAGAAAGAACAAUUUCAUUUGAAACUGAAGGUUGGCAUUCCCUUUAGCACCGGUUUUUGUUUCAGAUCAUCGGCACUGUACAUUAUUUAUUCGUCAGAUUUGCUUCAUUUUCAUACAUUUAUUUUGUAAAUAUAUAUGUUGUAUGGAGCUUGAAUUAAAAUGUAAAUAUAUUUCAUGUAUUUGUACUAAUUAUAAUCCAUUCGCUGUAUAGCCUAGACGUGUAAUGCAGAUAUAUCUAAUUCUGUGUGUGUAAUCUUGUACCACUGAACUGUUUAGUGAACGAGAUAACAAUAAAGGUACAACCAGUGCAUUAGCAGAAUAA